Messenger RNA from Miniopterus natalensis, 1440 nucleotides. The record is from RefSeq and is a predicted model, not a curated record. NCBI's taxonomy places the organism in Eukaryota, Metazoa, Chordata, Mammalia, Chiroptera, Miniopteridae.
AACAAGAAAUGGAGCUGGGGAGAUGAACACCUGGGUAACAGCCAAAUAAUUUUGUUAGUUAAAGAAAUGAGUCAAACAUCUCUGAAACAGAAAAGGAAGAAUGAUUCUGCAACAAAAUACUCAAAAGACAGUCUAGAAACAGAGAAAAGACGCGAUUCAGAGAAAUCAGUUCGUCUGAGCACACAGAUGAGGCGUGCAGUCAAUCCGAAUCACUGGCUGAGAUGUUGCCCCAUGCGUGGCCACCUGUCGUGUAGACACUGCCCUAGUGCAGCUGAGGGAACAGUCCUUCUUGGCCCCUGCCGCACAAUACGUAUUUAUAUUCACAUGUGCCUGUUUUGGGAACAGGGCCACCAGAUCACCAUGAUCAGGGGAUCACAAGAAGUACUGCCAAAGACAGAUUCUCGAGGGAACAUCGUGCGAAGUCAGUGGUCCGGGACUUCACGGAACACAACCACCAGAGCCACCUCGUUAGACGAGCCCAGAAGCAAGACCAAGGUAGAGCCCAAACCCAAGCACGCCAUCACGGUCGCUGUGUCCUCCCGGGCCCUCUUCAACAUGCUGGAUGGCAAGAAGAUCUACGAGGAAGAGGGGCUGGAAAAGUACAUGGAGUAUCAGCUCUGCAAUGAGAACGUCAUCCUGACCCCGGGGCCGGGCUUCCGCUUCGUCAAGGCCCUGCAGCAUGUCAAUGCUAGACUCCGGGAUCUGUAUCCUGAAGAACAAGACUUAUUUGAUAUUGUACUGAUGACUAAUAACCAUGCCCAAGUGGGAGUGCGGCUUAUAAACAGCGUCAAUCACUAUGGCCUGCUGAUUGACCGCUUCUGUCUGACGGGCGGGAAGAGCCCCAUCGGCUAUCUGAAGGCCUAUCUUACCAACUUCUAUCUUUCUGCGGAUUACGGAAAAGUACAAGAAGCCAUACAAGAAGGCAUCGCCUCGGCAACCAUGUUCGACGGAGGCAAAGACAUGUCUUACUGCGACACUCAGCUCCGUGUGGCUUUCGAUGGAGACUCUGUUCUCUUCUCCGAGGAGGCCGAGUUUGCUACCAAGGAGCACGGGCUGGACAAACUCUUCCAACAUGACCCACAACUUGAGAAUAAGUCUUCUCCUCAGGGUCCCUUGAAAUGCUUUCUGGAAGAAUUAGGCAGACUGCAAAAGAAGUUCUAUGCCAAAGACCAACGGUUAUGUUGCCCUAUCAGGACUUACCUGGUUACAGCCAGGAGUGCAGCCAGUUCAGGUGCCCGAGUGCUGAAAAUGCUCCGCCGCUGGGGUCUAGAGAUAGAUGAAGCCCUUUUCCUUGCUGGAGCCUCCAAAAGUCCCAUCUUGGUGAAAAUACGGCCCCACAUCUUCUUUGAUGACCGCAUGUUCCAUAUUGAUGCUGCACAGAAACUUGGCACCAGCUCAGCUCAUGUACCUUAUGGCAUUAAUCAAAAAUUGAACAAUUAG